Pochonia chlamydosporia 170 is the source of this 1188-nucleotide messenger RNA. Its product is annotated as paraoxonase. Bases 1 to 1188 code for a protein of 395 amino acids. The transcript is spliced from 3 exons. NCBI's taxonomy places the organism in Eukaryota, Fungi, Ascomycota, Sordariomycetes, Hypocreales, Clavicipitaceae. The record is from RefSeq and is a predicted model, not a curated record.
AUGACGAACCUGAAAUCUACUUUGCCAGUGCUUCUGACGGCACUGUUGUCCUCGGUCCUGUACUUCCGAGGCACAGAGCUGCUCAUGAUGUAUAACAAUGCCCCAGGUCGCCUGCCAGAGAUCAAUACCUUUAAAAGCCAUGAGAUUAAAUUUGCAGACCGAGUGCGGAGCUGUGAGGAUGCGCUGAUACUGGAGAGCCGUGGCCAGGCCAUCUUGGCAUGCGAUCCCGGACGAGAGCGAUGGAACACAGUCAUGGGCAUAUUUCUCCCCGGUCCUGUUGUUAGUGCCUCUCUAUACAUAUACGACUACAAAGACGCCUCCGAGCCAGACAACAAGUCCCUUCGACAAGUCAAGAUCACCAACUUCCCCGGCAUCGCCGACUUUCACACCCUCGGAAUGGUAUACGACGAAGAGACAUCCACCUUGUUCGCCGCCAACCACGCCAAAGCCGGUCCCAGAAUCGAAGUCUUCCACUUAGACCUCGACAACCUCGUAGCCACACACACCGGCACGAUCCAGCACCCUCUCAUCCAUGGACCAAACUCAAUCGCCCUCGUGAACAGCAGAGAGCUCUACGUCUCCAACGACCACCACUUCCUAGCGAAGCAGUCAUUAUUUCUUGCCAGGACAGAGACCUUCCUCGGCCUUCCCUUGGGAUCACUCGUACACGUCAAGCUCAGCAAAAAUUCACCAGCCAAGGUCGAGGAGGCAAAGGUCGUUGCGCGUGCAGGGUUCGCAAACGGCGUUGAGAUUCUCAAUAGCACCACUGUUGCUCUGGCAGCGACAAGCCGAGGCGCGAUAUACUUGUACGAGCGCCAUGGUGACGGAUCGCUGACUUACAAGUCGUCUAUUCGCGUGCCUUUUCUUCCAGAUAACUUGUCUGUCCAUGGGGGCAAGCUUAUUAUCGCAGGCCAUCCCCAUGCGCCGUCUCUUACCAAGUUUACUGCGACACGACAUGUGUGCAAUGAUGCAGUGGAGUUGGCCAAGGCGAGCGAUGAGAUGAAGAGGUACUGUGAGACUGGUACGGCUACGUCGUGGGCAGCAGAGUGGAGUGAAAAGGAUGGGCUGAGGAGUCUGUAUGCUGGGACGGAGUAUCCUACCAGUGCGACUGCGGCGAGGGAUUCUAAGAGGGGAGUUGGUAUUAUUGCCGGAUUGUAUGCCAAGGGGAUUUUGGUUUGGCGAGAGUGA